UCGGAAGGCUAUUUGCUAUCGCUGCCCCACGUGCUCUCGGUGCAGCCCGCCGGGAUCACAACCCUCACUCAGCCCAUAUAGGCUGCACUCCGCGCCUGGGGCCCCAUCGCGGUGCUGGUGUUGGUGUUGGUUGCGAGAGCUUGUGCAUAAGAAAUCAGGCCUCACUGGAGACUUUGAAGCAAAGGUUGGACAACUAAUUUUCCAGAACAGAAAGGAAACUCAUGCGUCAGAAAAGGUGACUAAGAAACAUACCAAAGAAAUAUGGCUGCACAAAUGCCAGAAACUGAUCAAAUAAAACAGUUUAAAGAAUUUCUUGGAACCUACAAUAAACUUACAGAAACAUGCUUUUUAGACUGUGUUAAAGACUUCACAACAAGAGAAGUUAAACCUGAAGAGACCACCUGUUCAGAACAUUGUUUACAGAAGUAUUUAAAAAUGACACAAAGAAUAUCCAUGAGAUUUCAGGAAUAUCACAUUCAGCAAAAUGAAGCACUGGCAGCCAAAGCAGGACUCCUUGGCCAACCACGGUAGAGAAGUCCUGAUCAGUAGACUUUGGAUGAGAGAUUGCCAUUAACUAUUGCACUGGAGAUGGGGGUUCGCCAUAGAGCCCCUGAAAGCUGUAGCCACAGUGCCAAACUGUCUGUCAUGUCUGUUUGGCAAAUGGAAACCCCUGGAGUAACAAAAUUGCUGUCUACCAGGAAUAAUCAAAAUAGAAGGUCUUAUUGUUUAUGGGAAAAAAGAUGAAAUAUUUGUUGAGGCCUUAAGAUUCAACAGCUUGGUCAUUUGAUUUGCAAAAUAAACCAUUGUUUCUUCAAUUGUGACUGUUAAUUUUAAAGCAAAUAUGUGUUCAAUCAUGUAUGAUAGAAAAAAGUUUUAUUACUAAAAGGAAAAUAAACAAAUAUCACUGA
This is a messenger RNA of Erinaceus europaeus (western European hedgehog), 908 nucleotides long. RefSeq names its product translocase of inner mitochondrial membrane 9 (gene TIMM9). The coding region runs from base 262 to 531 and encodes 89 amino acids. The transcript is spliced from 5 exons. The record is from RefSeq and is a predicted model, not a curated record. Lineage: Eukaryota; Metazoa; Chordata; Mammalia; Eulipotyphla; Erinaceidae.